Messenger RNA from Cokeromyces recurvatus, 4187 nucleotides. RefSeq names its product SNF2 family N-terminal domain-containing protein. Lineage: Eukaryota; Fungi; Mucoromycota; Mucoromycetes; Mucorales; Mucoraceae. Gene Ontology annotation, cellular component: nucleus; chromatin. The record is from RefSeq and is a predicted model, not a curated record. Bases 75 to 4187 code for a protein of 1370 amino acids. The transcript has 13 exons. Gene Ontology annotation, molecular function: nucleosome binding; ATP hydrolysis activity; RNA binding. Gene Ontology annotation, biological process: regulation of transcription by RNA polymerase II; nucleosome organization.
AAAAAAAAAGAAGGCAUUCAGCACUUUUUUUUUUCUCUUGUUCAUUUCUUGUUUAUCUUUAAAACUUAUUUGCAAUGUCUGAUCCUCAGGAUAUGGUAAUUGAUCGACAAGCAGAUCAAGAUCUUAAACAAGAAGUUGCUUCACCAGCUAUAGUUGAUGAUCAUGCAUCUCAAGUCGAUUCUGAUAUUGAUUCAUCAAGAAUGACCUCAAAGGAAUCAACGCCUCUUCGUACAUUUAAGGAAUGUUCUGCUUAUGAAACUCGUCUUAAACGUUAUAGAUAUCUUCUAGGUCAAACUGAAUUAUUUGCACAUUUCUUAAAGAUGACAGAAGUUCAGGACGAAGCUAUGAAAGAAGUACUGAAAGAAAAAGAAAUUCAAAAAUUAAAUUCAGAUGAAGAAGGAUCAAGACGUAGAAGAAAGACAGAAAAAGAAGAAGAUGAGGAAAUUUUAAAGGAUGAACAAGAAGAAAACGAUAAUGAAAUGACUGUGUUUACUCAAUCUCCUACUUAUGUCGUAGGAGGCACGCUUCGAGAAUAUCAAAUUCAAGGUUUAAAUUGGAUGAUUUCAUUAUUUGAAAAUGGUAUCAAUGGUAUUCUUGCUGAUGAAAUGGGUUUGGGUAAAACCUUGCAAACUAUUUCAUUUUUAGGCUAUCUUAAGCAUGUUUAUGGUGUUAAAGGUCCUCACUUGGUCGUUGUACCUAAAUCUACUUUACAUAAUUGGCAUAACGAAUUUAGCAAAUGGAUUCCUAAUUUUGAUGCUUUCAUUUUUCAUGGUGAUAAAGAAGAGAGAAAUAAAUUGAUAAAAGAACGCUUGGCUUUUGGUAACUUCGAAGUCUGUAUUACUUCAUAUGAAAUUUGUUUACUGGAGAAAGCUCAAUUCAAGAAAGUUAAAUGGCAAUAUAUUAUUAUUGAUGAGGCUCAUCGUAUUAAGAAUGAAAAUUCUAUGCUUUCUCAGCUUGUACGUAUUUUAGAAUCCAAAAAUCGACUUCUAAUUACAGGUACACCACUUCAGAACAAUUUGCAUGAAUUAUGGGCUUUGUUGAACUUUUUACUUCCUGACGUUUUCAGUUCUUCUGAAGUAUUUGAUGAAUGGUUUGAAAAGCAAGGUGGAGAUCAAAAGAAGGUAGUUGAACAGCUUCAUAAAGUAUUGAGACCCUUUUUGUUACGUCGUAUCAAAUCUGAUGUAGAAAAAUCACUUUUGCCGAAGAAGGAGAUUAACAUCUAUGUACGUAUGACUCCUAUGCAAAGACAAUGGUAUCAAAAGAUUUUAGAGAAGGAUAUUGAUGCUAUUAAUGGUGUUGGUCUUAAUAAACGUGAAGGCAAAACUCGCUUGCUUAAUAUCGUUAUGCAACUUAGAAAAUGUUGUAAUCAUCCUUAUCUUUUCGAUGGUGCUGAACCUGGACCUCCUUUCACUACGGAUCAACAUUUGGUAGAUAAUUGUGGUAAGAUGGUGAUACUUGAUAAGCUUUUGAAGAAAUGUAAAGCACAAGGAUCUCGUGUUCUUUUAUUCAGUCAAAUGAGUCGUGUCCUUGACAUUUUAGAAGAUUACUGUUGGUGGAAAGAUUAUCAAUAUUGUCGUAUUGAUGGUCAAACUAGUCAAGAGGAUCGUAUUGAUGCUAUUGAUGAGUAUAAUAAGCCUGGAAGUGAUAAGUUCAUCUUUUUGUUAACAACACGUGCUGGUGGUCUUGGUAUCAAUUUAACAACUGCUGAUGUCGUUAUUCUAUAUGAUAGUGAUUGGAACCCUCAAGUGGAUCUUCAAGCUAUGGAUCGUGCUCAUCGUAUUGGUCAAACUAAACAAGUCUAUGUCUUUAGAUUUGUAACUGAAAAUGCAAUUGAAGAAAAGAUACUGGAGCGUGCUGCUCAAAAGCUUCGUUUAGACCAAUUAGUUAUUCAACAAGGUCGUAUGAGUGCAGGUGCAAAAUCGAAAGCACCUUCUAAGGAAGAUUUACUUACUAUGAUUCAGCAUGGUGCUGAUAGCAUCUUUAAGGAUAAUGAUAAUUCUGAUCCAUCAGCAGUGGACGAUAUUGAUGAGAUUUUACGUCAUGGUGAAGAAAAGACGGCAGAAUUGAACAGUAAAUAUUCUAAUUUGAACAUAGAUGACCUUAAGAAUUUUACUUCUGAGAGUGCAUACAAAUGGGAUGGUGAAGAUUGGAGUCACAAACGUAAGGCUGAAAACAUCGGUCUCUCCUGGUUAGGCCCCGCAAAGAGAGAGAGAAAGGCAAAUUAUGCUGUUGAUGAUUAUUACAAGGAAGCCUUGCGUACUAGUGCUCGUACACCUUCCACAAAGGCUCCUCGACCAAAGAAAUAUAACAUUGAAGAUUUCCAAUUCUUUCCUUCUCGUCUUGCUGAACUGAAUGAACGUGAUACACUUUAUUUAAGAAAAUCUCUAGGUUAUAAAAUUCCACCUAUUAGUCCUGAAGAAGGUGCUACAGAAGAAGAUAUUAAGCGAUUAGAAGAAGAAAGAGAGGAGGAACAAAAGAAGAUUGAUAAUGCUGAACCUCUUACUGAAGAAGAAGAAGAAGAACGAAAGAAGCUAUUUACUAAAGGGUUCUCGAAUUGGGGUAAAAAAGAUUUUGCAAUUUUCAUCAAUGCUUGUUCCAAAUAUGGCCGUAACGACUUGGAAUCCAUUACGAAUGAAUUGGAGGGCAAGACAUUAGAUGAAGUUAAAAAGUAUUCCAAAGUCUUCUGGUCUCGUUAUAAAGAAAUUUCAGACUAUGAAAAACACGUUUCCAAGAUUGAAAAGGGGGAAAGUGAAUUAGAAAAACAAGCAGAUAUACAAAGUCAACUAACAGAGAAGGUACGCCGUCAUCGUAUUCCUCUUCAACAACUUAAGAUACAUUAUACACAACCUACUAAAGGUAAAAACUAUACAGAAGAAGAAGAUCGUUUCCUUGUCGUUAUGCUUGAGAAAUAUGGUUAUGGUUCAGAGAAUGUCUAUGAUAAUAUUCGUCGUGAAAUCAAACAGUCUCCUCUUUUCAGAUUUGAUUGGUUCUUGAAAUCCAGAACUUCUCAAGAGAUUGCCAGACGUUGUAAUACAUUAAUUAGUUUGAUUCAAAAAGAAAAUUCUGAAUUUGAUGAAACAGAAGAAAAGAAGGCACAACCACCAAAGGUUCAUAAUGUUCAACGUCAAUUACUUGCGAUCUUUGAUCCUGAAAACUUGAAGAAAGAUAAUUUUUUCAGAGAACUUGUAGAAAAGGAUCCUGAACACUGGGUUCCUAUCAAGAAACUUUCCAUGAUCAAACGAUUUAAAGAGAUUUUGGAAGGCGAUCUUGGCUUAUUUGAAAAAGCAGUUUCAAUCAGUCCAAACGAUUUUGAAAUGAAUGAAGCCAAAACUCAUUUACGUUACAUUAGAAAGGAAGAAGAACAGCCUAAAGAAGAAGAAGAAAAACCAACGUUAUCAAGAGAAGAAAGAAGAGCAGCAGAAAAUCAAAAGAAGUUUUUGGAUCAUAUUGAGCAACAAAAUAAACGAUCCAUUUAUGCUAAAGGAUUUAAUACAGAAGAAGAUCAACCUUCAGAAGCAGAAUUAAAAGAAUUUUAUGGAAAGUUUGGUCGCGUCCUUUCAGUUCGUCUUCGUCGUGAGGGCAAUAAUAACCGUACUGGUAAAUUUAAGGGUAGUAUCUUUGUAGAAUUUGAACUACCAGAAAUCGCUCAGAAGGUAGUUGAAGAAGCCACCGAAUACAAAUCCUUGCCAUUAUUGACCAUGAUUAAAGCUGACUACGUUGAAAUGAAAAAGCAAGAAAAGUUUGGAGGCGCAGAAUAUGAAGGAUUAGCCAACAAAUUCACACAUCGUCAUCUUAUUGAAUAUUCAAAUGGUCAAGAUUAUGGCUAUAAAGAUAUUAAGGAACUUGUUAAAACGGUGGCUCCUAAUGUAGGUCGUCUUGAGCCUCUGGAUAAAAAAGGCUGUGGUGUGAUAGAGUUAUAUAAAAUGUCACCAGAAGAAUUUUUGGAGAAAUUGACAGAUCACAAAAUUGAAAGUAUCAAUUUCUUUUUAGCAAGUUCCACCGCACGUGCUCACUUUAAUAAAAUUCAAAAGGAAGCUUUAAAGCAUGGACAUAACGGUCGUGGUAGACAUAAUGAUAAAAACAACAAUGACGAUAAAAAGAGAAAAAAUGAUAAUACUUCUGCCGAGGAAAAUAAUAAGCGUGCUCGUACAAUUAUUGAAGUCGCCACUGCAAGUGUAUCAAAAUAA